Molecule: messenger RNA, 1074 nt
Organism: Symbiodinium sp. CCMP2592
Lineage: Eukaryota; Dinophyceae; Suessiales; Symbiodiniaceae
Source: the annotation of a GenBank genome assembly
AUGCCGCAGUCGCCAGAGUCUGUGAAAAUCGCCAUCGACCUAGGGGCGAGCUCGACACGGCUUGGCGAUGCUUGCCGGCCGAUGCCACAGAAGGUGCUGCCUGUGACAGCAUUGAGCUACCAUCACGAAGCUCAGCAUGCUGGGUCUACGCUGGAGCCGGAAGUCUUCGAGGACAUCCUUGCGGAGGUUUCCAGCUUCGCAGGCGACUUUCAGUCUUCCAGGCCCGCACUGUUGAUCUCAACGCCCAAUGCGGCGUCAGUCUCGUUUCGGCAGGCCCUUGCCGAACUCGCUUUGGAGAAGGGUGCGAGCGGCGUGUCCCUGCUGCCCUCAGCCCUGGCCGCAACUAUCGCGUCGGGGCGCUCUGACAGCCUCGUGGUCGACCUGGGCGCAGGUCUGACUUCGGUGGCAUCAGUCGCGCGCUGCGAACUGCGAAAGGCUUCGCUGCAAGAGCAUCCCUAUGCUGGCAAUGCCUUGGAUGAACAGGUGCUGCAUGCGCUGCGGCACCAGGGGGUCCACUUGAAGAACGACCCACGAAGCGACCACGACAGGAAGCGGCAGAAACUUGGCGGGCGCCUGCCAUUCUCUGCCCUUCGCCUGGCGGAGGACCUGAAAGAAACGGUCUGCUUUUGCGCCCAUGUGCCCCUGGCAAGCCUGCCCCCCGACGAGCCCUACCGGCACACGCUGCCAGACGGUCAGGUGAUUGAAGUGACCUCCUUUUCGCGUCAGGUCCCUGAGACUCUCCUUCUGGGUGCACCAAGCCUGGACGCCGCAGCGGCGGAGCCAACGCCCCCGUUUCCCGGAGUUCCUGCGCUCGUGUCGGAGGCCCUGCGCCACGAGUCGGCGACCGGCACCAGCGAGGUGCUUCUGGUCGGCGGAUCCUCUCGCUUCGUGAACUUUAGGGACCGUCUCCAAGCGGCGCUCACAGCAAGCGGCAUCACCAAAGUGAAUGUGCUGCCGCAGCGUUAUGCCAGCUGGCUGGGCUUGUCUGUCGCUGCAAGCCUGGGCAAGCCCUUAGUGAGGUACCACACCAAAGCAGAGCUGGAAGAGUUCGGCGAACUGCGUUUCACAUCGUAG